Molecule: messenger RNA, 692 nt
Organism: Momordica charantia (bitter melon)
Lineage: Eukaryota; Viridiplantae; Streptophyta; Magnoliopsida; Cucurbitales; Cucurbitaceae
Product: small ribosomal subunit protein eS19x
Biological process (GO): translation; ribosomal small subunit assembly
Cellular component (GO): ribosome; cytosolic small ribosomal subunit
Molecular function (GO): RNA binding; structural constituent of ribosome
Source: RefSeq, a predicted model, not a curated record
CCCCUAGGGUUUAUCUUUCUCGCGAUCAUCUGCAAUUGCUUACCAUGGCGACGGCAAAGACUGUGAAAGACGUCUCUCCUCACGAGUUCGUCAAGGCCUAUGCGGCUCAUCUUAAGAGAUCUGGAAAGGUUGAACUUCCACCAUGGACAGACAUAGUUAAGACUGCAAGAUUCAAAGAGCUUGCUCCUUAUGACCCUGAUUGGUAUUAUGUCAGAGCUGCAUCCAUGGCUAGGAAGAUCUAUUUGAGGGGAGGUCUCGGUGUGGGGGCAUUUAAGCGGAUUUAUGGUGGAAGCCAGAGGAAUGGAAGUCGCCCACCACACUUCUGCAAAAGCAGUGGUGCUAUUGCUCGUCAUAUUCUACAACAGUUGCAGGAAAUGAACAUUGUUGAUGUUGAUACCAAGGGUGGAAGAAGAAUCACCUCAAGCGGACGACGGGAUCUCGAUCAAGUUGCUGGCCGCAUUGUUGUUGCCCCUUGAUUGAUAAAUUGCCUAUUUUGAUAAUUAGAGACGAGCGUUUUGCUGAUGAGAUACGGAUUAUGCGUGGAAGUUUUGGAUUAAGCUGUUGAAACAUUUUCAAAUGAAGAUAAUCAAUCUCGUGUUUUCAUAGUUUUGAUGAUCUUUCAGGUCAUUUUCAAUUCCUUGGUUAUUUUUGGGUUUUUAAAUAUUAUCAACAGUAAUUAUGAUGUUUGGCAA